Messenger RNA from Hordeum vulgare subsp. vulgare (domesticated barley), 1874 nucleotides. RefSeq names its product protein DETOXIFICATION 16-like. The transcript is spliced from 7 exons. Gene Ontology annotation, cellular component: membrane. Gene Ontology annotation, biological process: xenobiotic detoxification by transmembrane export across the plasma membrane. Gene Ontology annotation, molecular function: xenobiotic transmembrane transporter activity; antiporter activity. Bases 11 to 1570 code for a protein of 519 amino acids. NCBI's taxonomy places the organism in Eukaryota, Viridiplantae, Streptophyta, Magnoliopsida, Poales, Poaceae. The record is from RefSeq and is a predicted model, not a curated record.
CUAUUAACCCAUGAGUUGCUUUCAGAUCGUCGCUUGCUGCUUGGGUUUACUCCCACCAACGUCUCGACUAAUAUGUACCAACAGCGCCCAGCUCUCAUCUUCUGAAGCUAGUGAGCUAAAGCUGACAACAAUGAAGAAGCAAAGCGUGGACGAGCAGCCCCUGCUUGCGCUUGGUCCACCGGAGAGGAGGGAGCAUGCGGCGGCGUUGGAGGAGGCGAAGCGACUGCUGCGGCUGGCCGGGCCGCUGGCGGCUGGCGGCAUCCUCCGGUCGUCGCUGCAGCUCGUGUCCGUGAUGUUCGUUGGCCACCUCGGCGAGCUUCCCCUCGCCGGGGCCUCGCUGGCCACCUCCCUGGCCAACGUCACCGGCUUCAGCUUGCUGGUGGGCAUGUCGAGCGCCCUGGACACGCUGUGCGGGCAGGCGUUCGGCGCGCGGCAGUACCAUCUCCUCGGUCUCUACAAGCAACGGGCGAUGCUGGUGCUGGCGCUCGCCUGUGUCCCCAUCGCCGUCGUCUGGGCCAACACCGCCCGGAUCCUUGUGCUCCUCGGCCAGGACGGGGCAAUCGCUGCCGAGGCCGGCGCCUACGCGCGGUGGCUCCUCCCGGCCCUCGUCCCGUACGUCCCUCUCGUGUGUCAGAUCCGGUUCUUGCAGACGCAGAGCAUCGUCGUGCCGGUCAUGGUCAGCUCGGGCGUCACGUCGCUGAACCACAUCCUCGUGUGCUGGGUGCUGGUGCACAAGGUGGGCCUGGGGAGCAAAGGCGCGGCGCUGGCCAGCGCCGUCUCCUACUCCACAAACCUGGCCAUACUGUGCCUGUACACGAGGCUGUCCGGUGCCUGCAGGAGCACGUGGACUGGGUUCUCCAUGGAGGCCUUCGCCUUCAAGGAGCUGCGCCAGUUCGCGGAGCUCGCCGUCCCCUCGGCAAUGAUGGUUUGCUUGGAAUGGUGGUCGUUUGAACUGCUUGUGCUGCUGUCUGGCCUUUUGCCCAAUCCUAAGCUUGAAACCUCUGUAUUGUCGAUAUGUCUUAACACCGGCGCUCUCAUGUUCACGGUGCCAUCCGGUCUCUGCGCAGCCAUAAGCACACGCGUUUCCAAUGAACUUGGUGCCGGUAGGCCUCAGGUAGCGAGGCUGGCAACCAUAGUUGUCAUAUGCAUGGCCCUGUUUGCAGGCUCAGUGAUCUCCAUCACAAUGAUUUUGCUACGCAAAUCUUGGGGUUACAUGUACAGCAACGAGGAGGAAGUCGUGACUUAUAUUGCCAGGAUGAUACCUGUCCUCGGGGUUUCUUUCUUCAUAGAUGGAAUCCACACUUCCCUUUCAGGUGUGCUAUAUGGAUGUGGUGAGCAGAAGAUCGGCGCACGUGUCAAUCUCGCCGCGUUCUACCUGGCAGGCAUCCCCUUGGCCGUGUUGCUUGCAUUCGUUCUGCAUUUGAACGGGAUGGGGCUUUGGCUUGGCAUCGUUUGCGGCAGCCUCACCAAGCUUGUGUUGCUCGUGUGGAUCGUACUUUCUAUAAACUGGGAGAACGAGUCAAAUAAGGCAAAAGACAUGGUGUUAGGAACUUCUCUUCCCGUUGCAUGAAGAACCUUUGGGCGGACCUGAAACUGAAUAGUAUAGUUAUACAUGUAGCUAGGCCAUUUUGCCAUUCUGAAAAAAUUACACGCACAUAUAGGGAUGUAUAGUACUCAUCUCUAAAUUCUCACGACGAAAUACAUAUGUGUCAACACGUAUUUCAUCAUAACAAAUUUAUGAGAUGAAGUAUACAUCAUUAUAUAUAUGCGUAUUUUUUUCAGGCUUUUUUUUAACUUUAAAAGUUGGAUUGUAAUUUUCAAACUUUCAAGUUCUAUCAAGCUCGGGAUAAAAAAAAUCAUUCUCAUCGUUUAUU